Strongyloides ratti is the source of this 312-nucleotide messenger RNA. RefSeq lists its product as hypothetical. The record is from RefSeq and is a predicted model, not a curated record. The coding region runs from base 1 to 312 and encodes 103 amino acids. NCBI's taxonomy places the organism in Eukaryota, Metazoa, Nematoda, Chromadorea, Rhabditida, Strongyloididae. The transcript is spliced from 2 exons.
AUGAUUGCUUUCGCUUUAUUACGUAAUCCUAUAUUUGCCAUUGGAGUCUUUCUUUUUCUCCUAUCAUAUUUAUCUAUAAUAAUACCCGCAAUAGCUAAACCACAUUCAUAUCAAAAGGACAGAAAUUAUGUAGAUGGUGUUAAAUAUACUGACCUUUCUCAAGUUGACCAUCAAACAGGAAUCUUUAUUGAUAUUGUUCCAGUUGAAUCAAAAACAGCUCCACGUCCUAUAAAACAUUUCAAGACUCGUAAAUCAAAUCAUUACUUAGAGAAACGAAGAAAGUAUUAUGAAUCUCGUAAUAAUUCUGAAUAA